This is a messenger RNA of Rotaria sp. Silwood1, 291 nucleotides long. The record is from the annotation of a GenBank genome assembly. Lineage: Eukaryota; Metazoa; Rotifera; Eurotatoria; Philodinida; Philodinidae.
AUGAUUGAAGCUGUCAAUGGAAGAAAUAUUGCUGGUUACACGAUGUAUCCAGAUGAAGAGGAAGUCAUAUUGGGAGUUGGCACCCAAUUACGUGUCAAAGAUAUCGGAUUUCAACAUGGCAAUCUACGGGUAGUACAGUUGGAAGAAUUAGAUGGCAAUGACGAUGAUGAACAAGAAGAAUUGACACAAGCCAUGGCUACCACAUAUGUAACACCAAAGCCGUCUAAACCAAUCAGUAAUCCAACACUUCGUGAGUUACUCAUCUAUUUUCUUUGUUUAAAACAAAGAUGA